AUGUUCGUCUCUCCACCCUUCCCGGAUAUAUCUCCCAAGCCGCUUCCAGCCGUCUCUACCCCAGUACAAAUCGCUCCAUUCCGCACGUCACUUGCUAUUCAUGCUACACUUUAUGCGGCAGCAACGAAGCAGCCGAAGCAAGCCCACGAAAAUGAAGAUCUAAGCUUAUCGUAUGAUGUCGCUAGAAAUGCAAGAACGAGAGGUCAAUUCAAGCCCAAACACGCAAACAAGGGAACAAGCAGCUACCAAUUACGACAAUUCGCCGAGGCGACUCUUGGGAGCGGUAGUUUGAGGAAGGCUGUGAAACUGCCCGAGGGAGAAGACUUGAGUGAAUGGCUAGCCGUCAAUAUCGUCGAUUUCUAUAACCAAAUCAAUCUUCUUUACGGUUCCAUCACAGAGUUCUGCUCUCCACAGUCGUGCCCUGAGAUGAAAGCCACUGAUGAAUUCGAAUAUCUCUGGCAAGACUCCGAGAAUUUCAAGCGACCGACCAAGAUGCCUGCACCUGAAUAUAUCGAGCAUUUGAUGGCAUGGGUCCAGAGUAAUAUCGACAACGAAUCGAUGUUCCCUAGCAGGAUAGGCGUGCCCUUUCCAAAAUCCUUUCCAGUCCUGAUCCGUCAGAUUUUCAAACGACUCUACAGAGUAUACGCCCAUAUCUACUGUCAUCACUAUCCGGUAGUUGUUCAGCUCGGAUUAGAACCUCAUCUGAACACGAGUUUCAAGCAUUAUGUUCUCUUCAUUGACGAGCACAGCCUAGCAAGCGGGAAAGAUUUCUGGGGGCCUUUGGGAGACCUGGUUGACAGCAUGCUGAGGAGCGACUGA
Molecule: messenger RNA, 819 nt
Organism: Letharia columbiana
Lineage: Eukaryota; Fungi; Ascomycota; Lecanoromycetes; Lecanorales; Parmeliaceae
Exons: 4
Coding region: 1-819 (272 amino acids)
Biological process (GO): cell division; positive regulation of protein phosphorylation; signal transduction
Cellular component (GO): cytoplasm; nucleus
Molecular function (GO): protein kinase activator activity
Source: RefSeq, a predicted model, not a curated record